Molecule: messenger RNA, 684 nt
Organism: Gastrolobium bilobum
Lineage: Eukaryota; Viridiplantae; Streptophyta; Magnoliopsida; Fabales; Fabaceae
Product: NDR1/HIN1-like protein 12
Exons: 1
Coding region: 1-684 (227 amino acids)
Cellular component (GO): plasma membrane
Source: RefSeq, a predicted model, not a curated record
AUGCCGUCCCACACUGACCAUGGAAACCCCCACCCCCUUCAACAUCACCACCAAGGUGCAGAGACUCAAACCCCCAAGCGGCAUAGAAAAAGACUAGUCACUCAUCAGAGUGGUAGCACACACCCCUUAAUCUGGCUUGCUGCUAUUCUCUGCACAAUCAUAGCCAUAGGUGUGGUCAUUGCAGGCAUAGUAGUGUUCAUUGGUUUCUUGGUCUUACACCCUAGGGUCCCUAUCAUCAGCAUCACCUAUGCUCAUCUAGACCUUCUCAGAAAUGACUAUGCUGGUUUGCUCCAAACCCAGAUCUCCAUUCUCGUGAGAGCACAGAAUGGAAAUGCAAAGGCUCAUGCAACUUUUACUAAUGUAAGGUUCAACCUUAGCUACCAAGGCCAAGGCAUUGCUGUGAUGGUUGCUGAACCCUUUGAUGUUCCCAAGAACAGUUCAAAGUACCUUAAUUAUGUUGUUCAGGCCUCCUCUAUACCCUUAACUCCUGAUCAAAUGGAGGGAGUGGAUCAAUCUUGGAAGCGAAAUAUCAUAGGCUUUGACUUGAAGGGAAACGCGUAUACACGGUGGAGAAUAGGACCUUUAGGUUCUGUUAAGUUCUGGGACAAUCUGGAGUGUACUCUUAAAUUUCACCCCUUGAAUGGGAGUUACAUUCCCUCACGAUGCACCUCUAAAUCAAAAUGA